Messenger RNA from Brassica rapa (field mustard), 1590 nucleotides. RefSeq names its product tRNA (adenine(58)-N(1))-methyltransferase catalytic subunit TRMT61A. Lineage: Eukaryota; Viridiplantae; Streptophyta; Magnoliopsida; Brassicales; Brassicaceae. Gene Ontology annotation, molecular function: tRNA (adenine(58)-N1)-methyltransferase activity. The record is from RefSeq and is a predicted model, not a curated record. Gene Ontology annotation, biological process: tRNA methylation. Gene Ontology annotation, cellular component: nucleus; tRNA (m1A) methyltransferase complex.
AGAUUUGUUCUUACAAAUCACAUAAACUCCAUUGUCGUCACUUCGAGUUCGAAGCUUCUUCCUCUUCUUCAUCUUCCUCUCUGUGAGUGUCUUUUUCUUACUUUGUCAGCUGAUUCUCAAGAUGCUACCAACUGAGUCAAAGAAGGCCUUAUCUUUCAAGAGAUGCAUCGAAGAUGGAGACUUGGUCAUCGUUUACGAGAGACACGACGUGAUGAAGCCAGUUAAAGUAACCAAGGACGGCGUGCUUCAGAACCGUUUCGGGUUUUACAGACACUCUGAUUGGAUCGGGAAGCCGUUAGGGACGAAAGUGUUGAGCAACAAGGGUAAAUUUGUUUACCUGCUGGCUCCCACUCCCGAGCUGUGGACGCUCGUGUUGAGCCACAGGACGCAGAUCCUUUACAUUGCGGAUAUCAGCUUUGUGGUGAUGUAUCUAGAAGUGGUGCCCGGGUGUGUUGUUCUCGAGUCAGGGACAGGAAGUGGUUCGCUUUCCACUUCGCUUGCUCGUGCUGUGGCUCCAACUGGGCAUGUGUAUUCGUUUGAUUUCCACGAGCAACGAGCUGUCUGUGCAAGGGAGGACUUUGAGAAGACGGGUAUUAGUAGUUUAGUAACCGUGGAGGUUAGAGAUAUUCAAGGACAAGGCUUCCCUGAGAAACUAUCUAGUUUGGCUGAUUCGGUGUUUCUAGACCUUCCUCAGCCUUGGCUCGCUGUUCCUUCUGCAGCAAAGAUGUUGAAGGAGGAUGGAGUUCUCUGCUCUUUCUCACCUUGCAUUGAGCAAGUACAACGCACUUGUGAAGUCCUCAGAUCAGAUUUCAUUGAGAUAAGAACGUUCGAGGUGCUUCUCAGAACAUACGAAGUGAAGGAAAUGAAAGUGGAAACUGGUGCUAUGAUUGGUGAGAGCCACGAUGAGGAGGACAAUGGAGGACAGAGACCAAGCAAGAGAAAGCACAUUUCAAACGACGACGGCUACGCCAUUUCACAGGACAACUCUUCUAGUGCAACUUCGACCGUUAUGGCUAGGCCAUGUAGCGAGGCAAGAGGUCACACCGGCUACUUAACGUUCGCAAGACUCCAGUGCCUAUCUUAAGUACUUCAUGUUUUUAUCAUAUGAUGGUACUAACACUUGUUGUGAUUUUUCUUGUUGUAAUGCAAAUUUUGAACCAGAACUCUACUUCAUAAGUUUUUAAAAACGUGUUUGAAUUAUUUUUGGAGAAAUCUCAAAGUAGAUUUUGUAAUCCAAUUAGUUGAAGUAUAAAGAAUCAUUAUUUUGUAACUGGAUUAUCAAAACUAUACUAAAAGCCAGAUAUAAAGUCCUCUGAGAGUGUCCACAUCAGAUUGGAAAUUCAGACCAAUCAGAAGACUUCAUUUUGCCAUGUCAUAUAUGGCUUAUAGAUAGAGUGGACUUUCGUUUAGGUUUUAUUAAGAUUAUCAGUUUGGCCCAUCCAGCCCAUGUAGAUAAACAUGCUUCUUCGUCUAAGUUUGGCGACUUUCCCCGACUCUUCCACUUCAUCUUCUCCAAUUUCUGUUUUUUUUUCCUUUAGUUUCUCAAUCAAUGACGAUGUUAAAGCAAUUCUUAAAAGUUUUGCUCCACCU